Erigeron canadensis is the source of this 999-nucleotide messenger RNA. RefSeq names its product probable receptor-like protein kinase At2g23200. Lineage: Eukaryota; Viridiplantae; Streptophyta; Magnoliopsida; Asterales; Asteraceae. Gene Ontology annotation, cellular component: plasma membrane; plasmodesma. Gene Ontology annotation, molecular function: transmembrane receptor protein tyrosine kinase activity; ATP binding. Gene Ontology annotation, biological process: protein autophosphorylation. The record is from RefSeq and is a predicted model, not a curated record. The transcript has a single exon. The coding region runs from base 1 to 999 and encodes 332 amino acids.
AUGUCUUCACUUGAGGAUGAAUUCCAAAGAUCCUUGGAUGCCUUGAGGAUCCCAUUUGAGAAGAUAGAAUCGGCUACUCUCAUCGCAGAAAGCUUCUCCUCUGGAGACUUAUACAGGGCACAACUAGUCUUGCAAUCAGAAGAAAAGAUCGAUAUUCUAGUACGGGCGUUCGAGGUGACACAGUAUACUUUCUUAAAGAUAGUGAUGAUAGUUAUGCUCAAACACGAAAAUAUCAGCCCCACCUUACAUUGUGCUUUGGAUGAUUCUGCUUUGAAUCUUUCCGAGAGCGGUAGAAUAUUCUUGAUACAUAAGAUUGAGGCCAAUGGAAAUCUGGCGGAACAUUUAUCAUCAUCAGCUGGGUCAACCGGCCUCACAUGGCCGCAAAGGCUGAGCAUAUGUAUCGGCGUCGGACAAGCAUUAAAAUUCAUUCAUGAUUCUGACUUCGGGGAACCCGGUUGUUAUGUGAUACAUGGCAACAUCAAGAGCUCGCAAAUUUUACUAGACGACGAAUGGCAACCAAAGUUACAAGGUUUUGAAUCUGCCAUGGUAGCCCAAAGAAAUACUCUUUUUGCUACUAACGAAUAUAACCCCGCAUUACAACAUAAGGACCCGGCAUAUGAAAAGUCCGGAGCUUUGACCGACAAGUCCGACGUGUUCUCCUACGGAGUUGUUUUGUUCGAAGUCUUGUUUGGGAGGAAUGCUUCUAGUCCUCCUCCAAACGAGGCGCAAGAGGAUGAUUGGAAUUUUGCUGAAUUUGCCAGAUCCCAUUGCAAGAACAAAACGCUGGAUGAUGUGAUAGAUCCAGAUAUGCGGAAACAUAUGGACUCAGACUCGAUUCAGAUCUUCUCAAAAGUAGCAUGUGCUUGCUUAACAGAGCAACGAGAAGAACGCCCAAAUAUGGAUAAGGUUGUCAGGGAACUUGAGAAUUCCUUGAGACUUCAAAAGAAGCAUGUAAGAUCUUUAUUUGCCUUUUUGUUUUCUACCUUUUUAUCUACCUAA